Phytophthora sojae is the source of this 1368-nucleotide messenger RNA. RefSeq lists its product as hypothetical. The transcript has a single exon. The record is from RefSeq and is a predicted model, not a curated record. NCBI's taxonomy places the organism in Eukaryota, Oomycota, Peronosporomycetes, Peronosporales, Peronosporaceae. Gene Ontology annotation, molecular function: zinc ion binding; nucleic acid binding. The coding region runs from base 1 to 957 and encodes 318 amino acids.
AUGCCUGGCAUGAACGACGACUACGAGUAUGACGCCGAGGGCGACGUCAAGAUGGCGAUGCCGCAGCCUAUCUUCGAGGUGACGAGGGCCCCAAGUCUCAAGAUCUGGAGCCAGUCGGCCAUUUCGACGUUCCUCCGAGAGCGGAGGCAGUAUGAAGGCAAGGUCGCGGAGCAGUGUCGCGUCACGGGCGAAGUCCAAGGAGCUGUGACGCGGAGUGUGCGAUCGACGGUGGAGCCAAGGGUGCUGGAGUACGUGGCCCACUACAUCCUGAAGAAGGACAUCGAGAGCGUAUCAGACGACAUGCUGCUGGCGGAAAUGAAACGAAAAGUGGGCGUGAUGAUGUACGACCGCGUCCCCGACGUCACUCUGCUAUUCUCGCGCGAAUUGAGGAUGGAUCUAUCGGAGGUUGACGUCGAGGCCAGGAUCGCCAACUACUUCAUGACUUUUGGCCGUUUGGUCGAGGACAACGGAUUGGCUGGCAUGUUAGGCCGAGGGCCAGCUGUCGGCGAGGAAGGCCGUCAGCGUAUGAAGCUACGAUGCAAACUGCUGCUGAGCAACGUGACGCCGGAGAUGUUGAAGAUUGACUUGAGCUGGCUGGUCGAGUUGACUCACCGUGAGGCGAAGGUGAGCGACCUGGCCCUGCACGACUUGAUGAUCGAGCGAGCGACCAGACAACAGCAGUACCAUCUCAUGCAGUCGGAGAUGAAGCAAAAUUCAGCUCCGCGAGUGAAGGACUUGGCCACAGCAGGAGGAAAGGCGCAGCAGCGCCCGGCUAAGCCGCAGUCAAAGCCACCUAGCAGCAACGGUGGCAACCGCAGUUCUGGGGAGCAGCGCAAGCCCCCUCGCGAUGAAUGUCUGAUCUGUAAAGGGCCGCAUUGGGCUCGGGACUGCCCAACGGCGUCUGCGGAGCAGAAGGCUGAGGUUGCAAAGAAUCUGCGCGAGCGGAAAGGCCGGUAGCCCGAUCGAGUCAAGCGGGUCACGGCCGAUGACGAACCAAGCUUCAGGACCGCUGUCAUAAACAGCGUGUUGACCGUGCCGUUCUGCCCAGACACGGGAUCAGACGCGAACACCAUUGGACGGCCAGUGCUUGAUGAACUUCGGGAGCUGGUGCCUGAUCUGCCGACCGUGAGGGUCGAGCCGUGAUGGCUGCAGGUGGCAAUGCUAUGUAUUGCCACGAACGGGUGUACGUCGACCUGCAGAUCGUGACGGCUGCAGGGCCUCUUUGCUUGUCGAACAUCGAAUGCUUGGUGCUUGAGGCACCGGAGGAGGAACUUCUCGUUGGUAGAGCUACCCUCCAGUCCAUCAGUGUGGAUCUUGAUGGGAUAUUCGAGCAGCUGGUGCAGCACAACCUCGGGGAGGCCGAGGCCG